GGGCAGUGCCACGAGCAUUCAGUUUUACCAGCGCAACCAAGCGCUGAUCGGGGACAACAUGGGCAUGUUGCGUCUUUAUGACACACGCACGCCUGGUUUUACAGGUCUCACUCUGAUGGCAGAAUCGAACGGUCCCAAGCUGCAUGCCAUCACCUUUAUCACUCAGCACCCCCAUCGCCCCGAAGCCAUUGUGGCGGGAACCACCACGGGACUUGUGUUGUCCUGGGACAUGCGCCACACACAGUUUCCAGUCUCCAUGGCCGAGGCACACGAGGGUGAAGUUUGGUGUGGAAGCUUUCAUCCCGUGUAUAGCAAUCACUUCCUCAGUGGUGGCGAGGACGGGGGACUUUUGCACUGGGCCAUGCCAAAUGCAGCGGACCGAUCCUUUGCCCUCGACACGGAUACCCACGGUGCCACCGUGCAUAGCUUAUUGGACUCGGACACAAUGGGAAUCAACUGUGUCGCAGCUGCCCACAACAUGGUUGCAGCAGGUACAGACAACCAAGCCCUCAUUCUUCUUGAGCGCAACGCGCUGGUACGAUAAACUUUUUACGGUAUGGCCACAAGACAAGCGCUGGUUGCACACCAAGCCCGCGUCUCUCUAGAGUACAUGCUGCAACGAAAGAAAUUGAUGUGCUCUGGC
Monosiga brevicollis MX1 is the source of this 643-nucleotide messenger RNA. RefSeq lists its product as uncharacterized. Gene Ontology annotation, molecular function: protein binding. Lineage: Eukaryota; Choanoflagellata; Craspedida; Salpingoecidae. The transcript is spliced from 5 exons. The coding region runs from base 59 to 544 and encodes 161 amino acids. Gene Ontology annotation, cellular component: nuclear pore outer ring. The record is from RefSeq and is a predicted model, not a curated record.